UUCAUUAAAUGGAGGAAGUAAUGGAUGCGUUUCCCCCCCCCUCCCCCCGCAGCCGCCUUUGGGAAGUGGUGCCAGGCAAGGUCCUCGGCUGCCCUGGAGCAGAGGCUGGUGCAGCGAGGUCGCCACCUGCUGGCCAGGAGGAGACUGCAGGCUGCGUUCGGCGCCUGGCGCCGCGGCUCCAGCGCGAGGAGGGCAGCCUGGGCUCUUCUGGAGAGAGCGCGGAAAGCUCGGCUCUCCCGGUGCCUGUGGCGCUGGAGGGAGGCUGUUCAUCGGAGAUCAGCGUGGCUGCGCUGCCUCUCCAGGCGCAGGGCCCUCUCCCUGAGCCGCUGCCUGCAGCGCUGGAGGCAUGCGCUGGAGCUGCGCCGCCUGGGCGUCGCAUUCAUCACCCGCGCCUCCCCGCGGAGACGACGGCGCGCCCGGGGGAGACGGCGAGAGCUGAGGUGGGGGGUGGAGCUGUGGGGGGAGUCUGAGCCAAUAGCAUCACCCCAGUGGACAGCCCACUGCUCAUUGGACCUGCUGCUCCAUCAGGCCUUUCACACCUGGAAGGACAGCACACACAACCUGCAGCUGGCCAGAGUGUACCAUGUGACUAAGGAGCUCGAGCAGGUGAGGGCAGCCCUGCAGAACUGGCACAGGCUGGCACAGCAGGCCCUGGAUGCCCAGGUGCACAGCUUCUGCACACAGCUGGCCCUGCUGGACUCCGCCCCCUCUCUGGGGUCUGACAGCACCUCUCCCAUCUGCCUGUUCCUGGGAACCUCUGUCGGAUCUGAGCAGGCCCUGGCAGUGACAGAGAGGUGCAGUGACCCCGGUGGGGAACCGGUGCAUGGCGGGGCACACCCAGUGUACCACAGCGCCGAACUCGGAGGCUGCACCCCCCGCUCCUCCUGGCAGACUGAACAAGAGCGCCCCCUGCUGGCCUCCCCUCCGCCGGGCACUCACGCAGCCGGGGCGCGGGCGGAGCGCGCGGACCGCCCCCCGCCUCCCGGAACCUUCCGUCCUCCUGAUCAAAGCGGCCCCGCUCACAAUGGCUCCCCCAGAUUAAAGACUCUGGCGGUCAGCGCGCUGGGCAGGAUCAGGCGGGGCCCCGUCGCCGUGGCCUUCUGGCAGUGGAGGGCGCUGGUGAGGGUGCGCAGGGGUCAAAGGGCGCUGCUGGGCUCGGUCAGAGAGGUCCGGACCCGGGCGGCGCUGAGCCGGGCCUUCCGUACCUGGAGGACGGGGAUGCUGGAGCACGCAGCUGCUCGCAGACACUGGGAGAGAUCUCUGCGGUCUCGCUGCCUGGCACAGUGGAGCGGGGCUGCGUCUCUCCGGAGGGGAAAGGCCAUUUUGCGGAGGGAAGCCGAACGCCUUCACACCCACAGUCUGCUCCUUCGCUGCUUCUCAACAUGGCGGAGAAGGGGGAGAGUGAAGCUCGCGUUCUGGGAGCCCCAGGACUCCGCCCAGCUGGAGAGACGGGUCGUGUGGCUGCUGAGGAGGGCGGAGAAACGGAGGCUGUGCAGCGGCCUCGCCCUCUGGGCCGCCCGAGCCCGCCAGAACCUCGCCGUCCGCCUCUACCACCACCGGGCCGUCCUCACCAGGGUGUUUGUUGCCUGGGAGACGUGGGCGUGGCUAGCCCGGGAGAGGAGGCUGCUGGUCCUGCAGCGGCUGAGGUGUGGGCUGUGCAGCGUCGCGCUGGAUCGCUGGAGGCUGCACACGCAGCAGCAGCUGGAGGUCCGGAGGAGGAGAGCGAACAGACUGGCGCUGCAGGCCAGAGAGAUCCUGCAGCGCUGGCACUCAUAUGCGCAGAGCAGGAGUAGGCUUCGGCGGCUGCAGUGUGAACACGUGGAGAGGAAGAGGAGGAGGAUGAAGAGGACAGCUCUGCUGAGCUGGGCUGAGGGCGCAGAGAGACUGAGGAGGGCUGAUAUCUCAGCGCAGAAGUCUCUGAAGAUCAGGUGCCUGCGGCAGUGGCACCGCUGGGCCCGGUGUGGGGCGAGGGCCGGGCGUGCGGUAGAAGCUCUGGAGACGGAAAGGACACGGCGGACGCUGCGGGGCGCUUUUGUCCUGUGGAGAGAGCGCUGGCGGAGCGCGGAGCAGAGGCUGCUGGGAAGGGUGCGGACGGCGGCCUGUCACUGGAGGCAGAGGGCGCUGCAGAGCAGGGCGGAGGCUCACCGCGUCGCCCGGCUGACCAACUGCGCCCUCCUGCGCUGGAGACACGCCCAGGCCCGCCGGGGAGAGAGGAGGAGGCGCGUCCGGGGCGUGGCGCGGGAGUGGCUGCGGAGGGCCCGUCAGAGCCUCGCCCGCCAGCAGGAGGCGCUGGCCUUCCGGCAGCGGGGCCUCAGGAGCGGCCUGGCGGGGAGCUUCAGGCGCUGGGCCGCGGCGUACCGCUGGUCCCUGGCCAGCGCCUCCUUCCAGGCCCAGCUUCAGCGCAGGAGAGUCCUGCUGGUCUGGCGCAGGCUGACCGUGGUGACCCUGACGUGCAGGAGCGCGGUGGCCCGCUUCCAGGCCCGCCGCCAGGAGAGGCUAACGGCGUCCUGCUUCUCCCGGUGGCGCACGGCGCUGCGGCGGGCUCAGUGCAGGCUGCUCGUACUGGAGCAGAGCCUCAGCAGGAAGCACCAGCAAGCCACACUGGCUGUCAUGCAGCGCUGGACAACAGCCACUAGAGGGCGCGUGAUGCAAAGAAAUCGCAACAAAUCUCAGCUGCAGAAGCUGUUCGGCUGCUGGAAGGAGAAGACGGAGGUGAUAAAAGCUGCGGAUGCCUUGUGUGUGAAGAGCGGCAGGAGAGCAGCACAGAGCCUGUUCGGGGUGUGGCUGCGCUGGACUAAAGAGAAUAAAACUCGGAGACAGAUGGGCGAGGCAGUGUGGCUGUGGGUUCGAGGCAGGAGAGUAUCCAGCACCUUCUACCAGUGGGUCAGAGUGUCCCACCAGAAUAAAGAGGCCUCCCAGCUGAGCUGCACCCGCCUACUGCACAGGCAGGAUACUGACACGCCCCAGCAUCACACAGACAUAAUCUACAGCACAAACACAUAAUCUACUACACAUACACAUAAUCUACAGCACAAACACAUAAUAUACUACACAUACACAUAAUCUACUACACAUACACAUAAUCUACAGCACAAACACAUAAUAUACUACACAUACACAUAAUCUACUGCACAGACACAUAAUCUACUGCACAGACACAUAAUCUACUGCACAUAUGCAUAAUCUACGGCACAGGCAUGACACUGUCAUGCACACACAUGGAUAUGGACACGGACAGAGACAAAUCUGGCCUACCAUGGAUUUGCUGUGUGUGCUUUGAUCAUUUAGAAGCAAAAAAAAAUUAACAAUUGACCUAUUGCAAUAUCAGCCUACCUCACAGCAAUGACUGUAAUGUAAUGGUUUAUAAACUCUAUUUUAUAAAGUAUAAACUUUAUUUUAUGUUUACUGGCUAGGUUCAUUUCAGGAUUUCAGUAUCCCAGUGCUGCCUUCCUUUUGACUGACCGCUAACUAGCAGUCACGAAGCAUAAUUAUCUCAAAAACAGCAAUACUGUAUCUUAGUUUUACUUCACAAUUAUAAUGCAUAGCUGCUGUAAGCAGGCUAACUAAUAUCUUAGGAAAAUGAAGUGCUUUUAAUUGUGAUAAAAGAAAUUUGGAAUAAACUGGGGGAAAAGUUCUGGACACUGUCAACAUGAGUAAUCGCCCCUUUUAUUUCAGCUGUUUCUGAGCAGUGAGUUUUCCCAGCUCAUAUUGAUUAUAGAGCCGUA
This is a messenger RNA of Anguilla rostrata (American eel), 3725 nucleotides long. Its product is annotated as protein SFI1 homolog. The coding region runs from base 25 to 3003 and encodes 992 amino acids. The transcript has 15 exons. The record is from RefSeq and is a predicted model, not a curated record. NCBI's taxonomy places the organism in Eukaryota, Metazoa, Chordata, Actinopteri, Anguilliformes, Anguillidae.